UCUAUCAGCCGGGUAAUCGGAGUUAAAUGAUUUCCCAUAUGUAAAGUAUAUGUAACACAAUGAAACAAUACUGGAGGAAGCUGACAUAAGAGGAGAGCGGUGGAAAACUGGCAGGGCGCGGCUCCAGCAGAGCAUUAAUGCACCGACCGUGAGUGGGAGGAUCAGAGGCGGGCAGGUAAAAACACUCAAGAGCUUCCUUCUCGUGGAGCAGGAAGGCAUUCGUCCCUGCGUCAGAGCUGUGAGUCUUCCGUUUGUGGACCAUGUUCUCCUCUGCGACCCCCUACAAGAACCAGCAUUAUGCUGAGCUAAAGAACGACUGUAUCAGGAGUAAGAAACUCUUUGAGGAUCCCGAGUUCCCGUGUAUCGAUGCGUCACUGUAUUUUCGGAAACCACCACCUGGUAUGGUGCAAUGGAAACGACCUAGGGAGAUCAGCAAUGAUCCUCACCUGUUUGUGGAGGGUGUCAGCGCACAUGACUUGAACCAGGGCUCUGUGGGGAACUGUUGGUUUGUGGCCGCCUGCUCCUGUCUGGCACUGAAGCCCAACCUCUGGAAAAAAGUAAUUCCAGACUGGAAAGAGCAGGAGUGGGACUCCAAACACCCGGAGAACUAUGCCGGAAUCUUUCACUUUCAGUUUUGGGUGUUUGGAGCGUGGGUGGAUGUGGUAGUGGAUGACCGGCUUCCUACCAUCAAUGGAGAGCUCAUCUACUGUCACUCCAAAGACAACAAUGAAUAUUGGAGCGCUCUGCUGGAGAAAGCCUAUGCUAAGCUAUCUGGCUGCUAUGAGUCACUGGAAGGGGGCAACACUGGAGACGCAGUGGUGGACUUCAGCGGAGCCGUGGCUGAGGCCAUCAACCUGGAAGCGGAAGCUUACUAUAAGGACCAGAAGAAGCUGGACCAUCUCUUUGCAGAUCUAGUCAAGGUGUACGAUCGUGGCGGAAUCAUCAGUUGCUCCAUCAAGGCAGAAGCUCACGAACUUGAGCUCAAGCUGGGCAACGGGCUGGUGAAAGGUCACGCCUACUCUGUGACAGCAGUGAAAAGGGUACGUCUGGGUCACGGACUGGUGGCCUACUUCAAGAAUGAUACCAUACCCUUGAUCCGCAUGCGGAAUCCGUGGGGCAAGACGGAGUGGAAUGGAGCCUGGAGUGAUAGCUCAGCGGAAUGGUCAAAGGUUGGUGAUACUGAAAGAGGCAACCUCGGCAUCACAGUGGAGGACGAUGGAGAGUUCUGGAUGUCUUUCUCAGACUGGUGCAAGUACUUUACGGAUGCCGACGUGUGUCGUCUCAUCAAUACAUCGGUGAUCAGUAUCCAUAAGACCUGGCAUGAGAUUGUCCACUUUGGAAGCUGGACCAAGCAAUCUGAACCACUCUUAAACCGUUGUGGUGGCUGCGCGAACCACAAGCAAACCUUUCUGCAGAACCCACAGUAUGUGUUUGAUGUCUCAAAGGAGGCUGACGAGGUCCUCAUUUCUUUACAACAAAGAGAUAUGAAGAUUCACAGGAAAUAUGGUCAAGGGGAAAAUCUAACAAUCGGCUUCAGCGUCUUCAAGGUGGAACUGAACAGAAAAUACAGGCUGCACGACAUCUUAACCCAGAAAUGCGUGGCGUCGUCUACCUACAUCAACGCCCGUACGGUCUUCAUGAGGUCCACGCUGACGCAGGGCCGCUACGUCAUCAUGCCCACCACCUUCCAGCCUCACAUUCUGGGCGACUACAUGUUGCGACUUUUCACUGACGUGGACUCGGGCUGUAGGGAGCUGAGCGAGGAUAAGCCAAGGGUGAGAUGUUGGAGUUCUUUCCUGGGUUACCCACAAGUCGUGACGCACGUCUACGUCCAUGCUGCCGAGGGGCUGCAAAACCAGGACAGUACAGGGGGUGCAGACCCAUAUGUGAUCAUAAGCUGUGAGGGCCACUCAGUAAGAUCUCCAAUCCAGAAGGACACUUUGACACCAGACUUUGAAACAAGUGGUGUUUUCUACAGGAAGAAGCCCAGGAAGCCUUUAACUGUGCAGAUCUGGAACAGCAACGCAGUGCAGGAUCAGUUCAUGGGCCAAGUGAUGCUUUCUGGUUCCGCAAAGGACACCACCAAUCCUCAGAGGCUUCGGCUGAGGAAGCAAGGUCGCAACAUGGCCGACGAGAUGCCCGGCAGCGUCACUCUGAGAAUAGUCACUUCCACUCAGCUUACCUCCAUUUGAAGCUCCGUGCGGAACUGUGAAACUAUGACAACUCGCCAUUAAGGUCAUUGUAUACUAUGAUUUGCAUAUUUGUAAAGCAAGGCAAUGUUGGACUGUGUGAAUAUUAAUUUUGUUUUAACCUUUAUAUCUUACGAGUAACUUAUACAUUUUAUAAUGAACUGUUUACACUUAUGAUCAUCUGUAAGGCUAAUAGUGUGUUCAUUUGUUUUCUUAAUAUCAACUUCGGUAAUUUCUUAAUUAUUGGAGCGUUUCUAAUAUUUUGGUUACGAGAGGAGCAAAAUAUUAGAAACAGCUCCAAGUAUGAUGAAACCAGAUUAAUAUGUGACAGUUUCAUUUACAACUGAGUAUUAUUAUCUUUGUUUGUACAGCUCUUUUACUGAAUUACAUUAUGCACACUGAGUGUAUUAAAACACAAUCAACCACCUA
Messenger RNA from Syngnathus acus (greater pipefish), 2618 nucleotides. RefSeq names its product calpain-5-like. Bases 261 to 2192 code for a protein of 643 amino acids. The record is from RefSeq and is a predicted model, not a curated record. Gene Ontology annotation, cellular component: cytoplasm. The transcript has 13 exons. Gene Ontology annotation, biological process: proteolysis. Gene Ontology annotation, molecular function: calcium-dependent cysteine-type endopeptidase activity. Lineage: Eukaryota; Metazoa; Chordata; Actinopteri; Syngnathiformes; Syngnathidae.